Molecule: messenger RNA, 2740 nt
Organism: Larimichthys crocea (large yellow croaker)
Lineage: Eukaryota; Metazoa; Chordata; Actinopteri; Sciaenidae
Product: kelch-like protein 23
Exons: 3
Coding region: 162-1880 (572 amino acids)
Molecular function (GO): protein binding
Source: RefSeq, a predicted model, not a curated record
UAAUUAACACGUUUUUUUUUUUUAAACUGACCCCAUUUUCCUUGUUGCCUUUAACAGUCAGUCAGGGGGAAAGUCUAUUAAUACCACCAGCUGGUGUUUUGUAAACCAGAAGAGGAGUAGGCACUCUACAGAACGCUGUCGGUGUGGCUGUUUCUUGUGACAUGGCCCGCAGAGCUGACACUGAGCAGACACCUGAAAGCUUUAAUUUCACACUUCUCUCUGAACAGAUAAAUGAACUUGACGAGGAGGAGGAGGAGGAGGAGGAGGAGGAAUCUGCUGUGCAUGUGAAAGAGCCUGAUGUAAUCCCCGAUGUUACUCUACGGGUAGAGGGAGAGUAUUUUUAUGUCAACCGGCAACAACUGGCCCUCCAGAGUCCCUACUUCAGGGCUCUGUUUUUUGGCUGUGGCGUAGAGAGCACCAAAAGGAACGUUGAAAUCAAAGGUGUGAGUCUGCACUAUUUCAGGAUUUUGAUGGAAUACAGCAGGACAUCCAACCUGGCUUUGAACAGAGAAAAUGUUCUGGGGAUCCUUGAGACCGCAGACUUUUUACAACUGGAGCGAGCCAGGCUGCUGUGCUGCAAGUUCCUGGAGCGUGAGCUGCACCUCAGUAACUGUCUGGGAAUGAUGGCCUACGCCUGGCAGCGGGGCUGCAUUCAGCUCUACAAGGCAGCACGACAGGUGGCGCUCUCACACUUCUCUGCUAUUGUUGCAGAAGAGGACUUCCUGUCCCUUUCUAAGGAGUCUAUAGCAGACCUUCUUGCCAGUGACGACCUUGCCAUCCACAGAGAUGAUCUGGCCCUGGAGGCCACCCUUCGUUGGGUGUCGUUUGACCAAAAACGUGAAGAACAUUUCCUGGAGCUCACUGAGCUGGUGAGGCCUGAGUCGCUGUCUUUAUCAUUUAUCACUGACCUUUUGACCAGAAUGAAAAGCUCUGACCCCAGAGCCAAGCUCAUCUGCAUGCUGAAUGAACAUUUCCCGACAUCGUGGUCAAUGGGAAAGUCAAUGAGGAGGACCAGGGCUAGUGAGACCCUCUUUGUCCUGGGUGGGCCUCAUGAUCAGGAGCAACAGGCACUUUACCAGUUUCACCCACUCAGCGGUAGAUGGCAAUGCUGUGCACCUCUGCAGAGGAAGAACCUCACACAGUACUCAGUAGCUGCAGUAGGAGACAAUGUGGUUGUGACAGGCGGCUAUUUCCGGGACGUGCUGUGGUUCAGUGUGGACUGGGUCAGGAUAUUUGAAUGUGGGAACAAGCGCUGGGUUGAUGGGCCAGCCCUGUUGAAGUCCAGGCACAGCCACUGCUCCAUAGGACUGGACUCAGUACUUUAUGUCCUGGGGGGCAGCAUGGAUGAAGGGCUUGUGGCUGAUGUAGAAAGACUUGUCCUGGGGUCAGAGGAGGGUUGGGAAGGGGUCAGCCCCAUGAUUAGGGCUGUAGAGAGGGCAGCCACUGCUGCCCUGGGGUCAUGUUUCUACGUGGCAUGUGGCCUGGAUGAAAACGGGGAGGCGUAUGGUGGAAUUCAGAAGUAUACAACGAUGGAGGAUCAGUGGGACGUGGUCUCCUAUUCUCCAUUUCCACGAUAUGACCUGGUUGCUACAGAGCUCAAUGGUGCCCUCUACUUGUUUGGAGGCCAAGCUUUGCGUUUUGACGUGGAGACAGAUGAGUGGACUGAGCUGGAGGAGGAGGAGUGUUUGGACAGGAAGUUCUUCUCUGGCUGUGCAACGGUAAACAGCCAGAUAUACCUGGUCAGUGAGAGGAAGAGUAACAAAGCAUUCCCAAACAUGGUGAUGUUGGACCCCUACAUCGACACUUGCAUUGAGGUGGAUGAUGCGAUACCCUGCCCUGUGCCCCUCAGAGGGUGUGUCACCAUGAGAAUGGUCACGUGACGGUGCAUGAUGUGACUAAAUAAAAAUGUGUUUAUCUGCUGUACUUGACACUGUUUGGAGUUAUGUAUGUGUAAUUCAUGGAAGCAUCAGUCUUGCCUUAAACAGAGCACUUACAAAAUAGAUUUCCAUGUAAAAGGUCAUGAUUUGGAAUAAAAAAAAUUGAAAAAAAUCUGCUUGAAAUUAGACAACAGUAAUAAUUUAUUCAAUAGAAGUAAUUUAUUAAAACUUUUCAACCGGCCACACAGUCAACAAAGCUCCAUGUGCACUCACAAGAGAACAGUCAAGUGUCAAGUGUCAUUUUGAUGGAAACAUGACAUUUCACCAGGUUUUAUAUCUAUGUUUAAUUUUAAAAGCAUUAUUCUAGUGGGGGUCAUGGGUGUGUUGUUCAGUGGAACAGCCCUUAGUGCUCACUCCCUCACACUUAUUCUUGUAUAAAACCUUGUUAGAUGCAGUAUUUGUUAACGGGUUGCUCUUACUUACCUAUGAAAAUGUAAUACCAGUUUUUGAUAUGUAAUAAUGACCAUGGAUGUAAGUAGUUGAUCCACUUUGUUUAAACAUGUGUAAAAUCCACGGUUCCACUGUUCUUAGUUAAGUAGUGGAGCAAAGUGUAGUCUUAAAAAUGUCAUCAACUUAAUAACCAUUAAAUCUUAAGUCUUACACUUGAGUAAGACUUUAGUUCAUCUGUGCCUUAAAGCAUUUGACCUUUGUAGAGAACUCCACUAUGUAAAAUACAUCACUAAUGCCCAUCAGCAUCACCAACAUUUCAAAGAAAACAUUAGAACCAGUCACAGUCUGGCUUGUGUGUUUGUCCAGUAAAGGUAGUCCUACUCACACAAAGAGAUUAACAUCAAGUGCUUGUU